Messenger RNA from Ophidiomyces ophidiicola, 324 nucleotides. RefSeq lists its product as uncharacterized. The record is from RefSeq and is a predicted model, not a curated record. Lineage: Eukaryota; Fungi; Ascomycota; Eurotiomycetes; Onygenales; Onygenaceae. The transcript has 2 exons. Bases 1 to 324 code for a protein of 107 amino acids.
AUGGGGGACAAAUACAACGCACCCCCUCCGGCUUAUCCUCAGGCUUCUCAUCAGCCCGGAAAUUACCCUCCUCAGGGAGGAGCCGCACAAGAAUUCUACAGUGGCCAGGCGCAGCAGCCCCAAUACCCUCCGCAACAGGGUUACUACCCUCCCCAACAGGGCUACCCUCAGCAGCAAAUGUACUACGGCCCCCAGGGGGGCCAGCCUCCCGCGCAAGGAUAUUACGCUGAUGACCGAGGAAAGGCGGGCGGCAUGGGCUCUGGAAUAUGUGCGGGUAUACUUGGUGCGAUGGCAUGUUGCUGCUGUCUUGACAUUCUUUUCUAA